AAUCCCUUAUCAAUCGCCUAUAUAAGCGUGGAGCGUUGCCUGUCACGCAAGCACAUUUCAGAACUGAGUUUCAGAGUAACUUGACAGUGUGCAGUGUUGAUACAACUUCAAAAUGCCUGAUCCUUGCUGUAACGAGAAAUGCGUUUGUGCCGAGGGUGGCUGCACGAAAGACUGCAAAUGUGCAAGUUGCAAGUGUGCCCCGUGUGAGAAAUGCUCGUCUGGCUGCGCGUGUCCCUCCAAGGAGGCGUGCGCGACGAGAUGCACGAAGCCAUGCAGCUGUUGCCCAUAGACGUGUGACUCGACUGCUGCCUUCUGCAUGACCAAGCAACGGAAAUAUUUAUUCUCCUAUCUUGUUUGUUUUUCGUAUGUUAUGACUGAAUUAUUGGAAUGUGUUUCAAUAAAUGAAAGAAUGUGAAAA
Messenger RNA from Penaeus indicus, 418 nucleotides. RefSeq names its product metallothionein-1-like. NCBI's taxonomy places the organism in Eukaryota, Metazoa, Arthropoda, Malacostraca, Decapoda, Penaeidae. The coding region runs from base 113 to 289 and encodes 58 amino acids. The record is from RefSeq and is a predicted model, not a curated record. The transcript is spliced from 3 exons. Gene Ontology annotation, molecular function: metal ion binding.